Aspergillus lentulus is the source of this 438-nucleotide messenger RNA. RefSeq lists its product as uncharacterized. Lineage: Eukaryota; Fungi; Ascomycota; Eurotiomycetes; Eurotiales; Aspergillaceae. The record is from RefSeq and is a predicted model, not a curated record.
AUGAAUGAAAACAUAAGCCAGCUGCUCACGGCUCCAUCCAAGCCAAUCAUCCUGACAGAACGCACCGACUGGCCAGCUUGGUACAAGGAAAUCCGGCUGGCGUCCAUGUGCAAGAAUAUCUGGCCAUACGUCGACCCUGACACUAAAGACCCCCCAGCUGUGCCGGAUGAACCCGCCCUUCCAGCUUACGGAGACUAUCAGAUAGGCGCUCUGCGGUAUUCGGAUCUGGAUGAAAAGAACAGAGUUGAAUAUGAUCAUGCGUUGCGGAUGUAUCUGUGGAUGAGAGACGAUGUACGACUAAUUCGAAGCGAGGUUGCUUAUAUCGCUCUUGUGAUUGCGACUUCGGUGUCUAAGUAUGCCCGUGGCUUCAUUGUGGAUGAGGAUGAUCCGAGGGAGAUGUUGAGGUUGUUGAAGGGGCCGUUUGAACCUAAUUUUUAG